AUGCUUGUUCCUUUCUUUCUUAUCAAUCUUGUUCUAAGAAUCUUAAGGUUCAAAUUAUUGAAGAAGCCUUGUCAACCAUGGCUUAAAUCUCCCGUUUCCUUUACUUUCUUUAGGGGUGGCAGUUCUGGAAUGGAUGUAUAUAAUGCUCCUGAACAAGGACAUGCAGAUGCAUAUCUUAACUAUGGAUAUAUUUGUACAGCAUUUGAAUCACCUGGCGACUGGGAUGACCACCAUCGGAUUUUUGGUCUGGAUGGUCAAGAAAUUCAGUACACGGGAGUGUCAAAUGAAGGUGUUCCGUAUGUAUAUUAUACACCAAACUAUGGAUAUGCACAAUCUCCAUAUAACCCAUACAACCCUUAUAUUCCUGGUGCAAUGGUGGGAGUUGAUGGAUCAUUUGUGGGGGCACAACAGUAUUAUACGAUACCUCCAUAUGAAAAUACUGUUUCUUCACCUGCUUACAUCUCCGUGAUUGCAAAUAAUACAACAGACCCGUUUGUUGACAAUGAUGUAUCUGCUAAUCGAGCUGGUGGUCCAGCUCUUAAGAACAAUCUUUCUUCAAAAUCUACUAAAUUUUCUCCUACUCAAUUAAGGACUGCUACUAGCCAGACUAAUACAGCUAUCGAAAAUGCUGGAUCUAGCAAACAGCCUAUGAUUCAUGGAAAUGUUACUUCUAGAAGUUUUCCCAGUUCGACAUCAUUACAAAUUCCCCAGGGUAGAAGUGAUGUAAUUAAGGAAAAUGCUCCAAACGGAAAGGCAUUUUCUAGUCAAAGUCCCUUAAAAUAUGCUCUCCCUUCUGGCAAUGGCUUCUCUAGUAUUGAGCCAAGCAAUUAUUCCCAGGCUUCAUCAGAUAAAGUUAGGCCCAACGUACUCCGUGGAAGAGCUCCGGAUGAGAUAAAAGUUAGUGAUGGUCUGUCGACCGAACAAAAUCGAGGACCUAGAACUAAAAAAUCGAAAAAUCAAUUGGCGGUUAAAGCCUACACAACAAGGGCCGGAGAUUCUGAUGCACUAGGAAACAUUAUUAUCCAUACUGAUCAUUAUAACAAGGGUGAUUUUUCAGUUGAUUAUACAAAUGCUAAGUUCUUUGUAAUCAAAUCAUAUAGUGAGGAUGACGUGCACAAGAGUAUAAAAUACAAUGUGUGGUCAUCUACACCUAAUGGAAACAAGAAGCUAAACUGCGCAUAUGAAGAUGCCCAGAGAAUAGCUGCUGCAGAUUCAAGAGGCUGCCGCAUUUUCCUCUUCUUCUCCGUUAAUGCCAGUGGCCAGUUUUGCGGUGUUGCCGAAAUGAUUGGUCCUGUAGAUUUUCACAAAGAUAUGGAUUUCUGGCAGCAAGACAAGUGGAGUGGUAGCUUUCCUGUCAAGUGGCACAUUGUAAAGGAUGUGCCAAACCCAAAUUUUAGACACAUAAUACUAGAAAACAAUGAGAAUAAGCCAGUGACCAACAGCAGAGACACACAAGAGAUACACUACAAGAAAGGCAUGGAGAUGCUGAAGAUAUUCAAGAACUAUAUAUCGAAGACAUCCUUACUGGAUGACUUCAUGUACUAUGAAAAUAGGCAGAAGAUCCUGCAGGAAGAAAAAGUGAGGCUGCUAGUUAAGAGCUACGAGAACCCAUACCUCGUGCCUCUAACAGAUCCUCACCGCAAGCUUAAUCCUAUUCUUGAUCCUUCUCCUAGUGAUGAUAAGAAAGUCGUCUCACAUGAUUCAAGCAGCUCCACCAUUAUUAACAAGAAUGAAUCUGAUUCUAAAGAAGAGGUUUCAAGACAUGCAGUUUCAGUGUCUGGCAAACCAGAUAUUGACACUGAAUUAAAGAUUGGUUCACUAACAAUUAAUCCGAAAGAGUCCGAUUCUGUGUGUUUGGUGCCUAAUACUGCGAGCAAAGCAAAUGCUGAUCUGAUUGAUGUUGUUACAGUAGGGUCUGUGCCCGUCAAAGUUAACAGUUCCACAGGAUCUUCUGGUUUUUUAACGGUGGGAACAAUCCCGCUUGAUCCUAGAGCUCUGCAGCUUGAUGAGAUUGGUUAUUCGAGCAAAAUGGAUCUCAAAAAUGGUGACGCACGGGCAAAUCUGGAAUACCAAUAG
Molecule: messenger RNA, 2076 nt
Organism: Fraxinus pennsylvanica
Lineage: Eukaryota; Viridiplantae; Streptophyta; Magnoliopsida; Lamiales; Oleaceae
Source: the annotation of a GenBank genome assembly